Molecule: messenger RNA, 345 nt
Organism: Colletotrichum higginsianum IMI 349063
Lineage: Eukaryota; Fungi; Ascomycota; Sordariomycetes; Glomerellales; Glomerellaceae
Exons: 1
Coding region: 1-345 (114 amino acids)
Source: RefSeq, a predicted model, not a curated record
AUGACCGAGACCAACCCCCAGGACGGCCGACAGUGCGGUCCCGAGGCAGACGACAAGGGAGAGCAAGAGGUCGAAGACAGUGAGGCUAUAGCGGACAUCACCCGGGGCCAUCCCAUCCCAAGAGCCACGUCAACGCACGAGAUUGAUGCACAGAUUUGCCAAGAAGCUCGACAGGCCAGGCAUAGGCAGACAGAAGACAGAGACCCGUCGCCAGGGCGCGCCAAGCAUGCGGGGAGCGGCUCCAGACAGGACGACAAGGCAAAGGGCCUCCCUUGUGACCCUGCAUGGUGGAACCAGCGGGCGACAGGAAGCAACAGCAUGGGAAAAGGCCUACGCACGGGAUAG